Messenger RNA from Aspergillus aculeatus ATCC 16872, 854 nucleotides. RefSeq names its product nascent polypeptide-associated complex subunit alpha. The coding region runs from base 70 to 678 and encodes 202 amino acids. Lineage: Eukaryota; Fungi; Ascomycota; Eurotiomycetes; Eurotiales; Aspergillaceae. Gene Ontology annotation, biological process: protein targeting to membrane. Gene Ontology annotation, cellular component: nascent polypeptide-associated complex; cytoplasm. The record is from RefSeq and is a predicted model, not a curated record. The transcript is spliced from 4 exons.
CCAUCCACCACAGUCCUCUAUUCCGUGUCCAGCCCACUUUAGGCUUUACUCAACUUACACACAUACAAAAUGGCCGAUCCCCGUGUUGAAGAGCUCCCCGACGAGGAGGUCCCCAAGACCCAGGUUGAGGAUGCCGGCAGCGACUCUGAGUCUGAGGCUGGCGAUGAGCCCACCAUCCCCGGUGGUGCCGCCGUCACCAUCCACUCUCGCAACGAGAAGAAGGCUCGCAAGGCCAUUGGCAAGCUCGGCCUGAAGCACGUCCCUGGCAUCACCCGUGUCACUCUCCGCCGCCCCAAGAACAUCCUCUUCGUCAUCAACCAGCCCGAUGUCUACCGCUCCCCUACCAGCAACACCUGGAUCAUCUUCGGUGAGGCCAAGAUCGAGGACCUGAACUCCCAGGCCCAGGCCUCCGCUGCUCAGCAGCUCGCCGAGGCCGCUGCCAACGAGCACGCCGGUCACGACCACGAGCACGACCACGCCCAGGGCAAGGCCCCCGAGGCUGAGGCCAAGAAGGAGGAGGAGGAGGAUGAUGGCGAGGAGGUUGAUGAGUCUGGCCUUGAGGCGAAGGACAUCGAAUUGGUUAUGGCCCAGGCUAAUGUGUCUCGCAAGAAGGCCGUCAAGGCUCUUCGGGAGAACGACAACGACAUUGUCAACUCCAUCAUGGCUCUUAGCAUAUAAGCGUUGUCACCUUAAUCGCACGCGCCAGUGGGUGAGUUGUAUCGACCCUGCUGGCAGGCUGGAUUGUGGGUAUGCAGCCAAAAUGAUGUCCUCUAGGGUGGAUACGUUGGCAAGUCCCAUUGUGUAAAUCAAUUGGCUCAGAAGCAGAAUUGAAUGAUCCAGAAAUAUUAUUAAGC